AUGGCCGCGUGCACGUCUCAGCAGGCGCUCAUCUCCGUCAAACCUCGGUGCGCUUCCGCCAGCUUCGGCCCCGACAGGAGGGCCGGCAGUGUGCGCUUUGUUUCAGCAACGAGCUGCUGCCCCGGCAGCCGGAAACUGGGCUUGGUCUGCGCGUCGAAUUCGCAAUCUUCGGUGAUUGAGCCGGCUAAGCUACCGUCCAGCCCCGAAAGCGGCAGCAAUCCCAAAAAAUCAAGUGAGGCUGCACUGAUAUUGAUUCGGCACGGGGAAUCAUUGUGGAACGAGAAAAAUCUGUUUACUGGCUGCGUCGAUGUGCCCCUGACCCCCAAGGGUGUCAAUGAGGCGAUCGAGGCGGGUAAAAGGAUAUGCAAUAUCCCAGUUGAUGUUAUAUACACCUCAUCACUAAUCCGUGCUCAGAUGACCGCCAUGCUUGCCAUGAUGCAGCAUCGUCGUAAGAAGGUUCCAAUUAUUGUGCACAAGGAGAGCGAACGGGCACACCAGUGGAGUCAGGUAUACAGCGAGGAGACAAAGAAGCAGUCCAUUCCUGUAAUAACAGCUUGGCAGUUGAAUGAACGAAUGUAUGGUGAACUGCAAGGUCUUAACAAGCAAGAAACGGCUGAUCUGUUUGGCAAAGAGCAAGUUCAUGAAUGGCGUCGUAGUUAUGACAUUCCUCCCCCAAAUGGAGAGAGCCUAGAGAUGUGUGCAGAGAGAGCAGUUUCUUAUUUCAAAGAGCAAAUUAUACCUCAGCUUGUGUCUGGAAAGCAUGUUAUGAUUGCUGCCCAUGGGAAUUCACUCCGUUCAAUUAUAAUGCAUCUGGACAAGUUGACUUCUCAAGAGGUAAUAAGCCUUGAGUUGUCGACCGGCAUUCCUAUGCUGUAUAUAUUUAAGGAAGGGAAAUUUAUCAGGCGGGGUAGUCCCGCAGGACCUUCUGAGGCAGGCGUCUAUGCUUAUACAAAGAGUUUGGCCAAGUAUAGACAGAAGCUUGACGGCAUGGAUCAGUAA
Molecule: messenger RNA, 999 nt
Organism: Triticum turgidum subsp. durum (durum wheat)
Lineage: Eukaryota; Viridiplantae; Streptophyta; Magnoliopsida; Poales; Poaceae
Source: the annotation of a GenBank genome assembly